UAGCUGCUCACCCAUGUCACCGGUCCCGAGGACCGACCUGGGAUGGGUGAGAUGGUGGGUGGGCAUGGCUGGCAUCCCUGAACCGCACCGAAUCGGUCGGUCGGGUAGCUGCCCUCUUGCCUCGCCUCGCCACCCGAGUUUUCUUUCGCUUUCUUCAAACAUUUCUGGCUAACUCCUCGACGAAGGCACCGGGCCCAUCCCGGGAGAGCGGGCGAAAGAGCUCCGCCUCUGGGGGUUUCCUAGUCGCCUGAGGCUGGCGGCCGCGCGGGGUGGACCGUACUGAUCACGCUGUCAGUUCGACACGCUGCGAGCGCGGGUAGGGAGGGAGGGCGCUGUCACCUCGCGCCUCCUUCUCGGGGGGAUUGGACUCCCACGGCCGCUGUCUCCCCAGGAAUCUCAGGUGGAGCCGGGGAAAGAAGCCUUAGAUAAACCAGGCGGACGUCACCCUCCGGAGCCUGUCCAGGAGUCUGACGGGCCAGGCGGCCCGAGAUGAGGCGGGGUUGGGGACCCCAGUCUCUCGCGCUCCUGCUUCUUCUGCUUGCGUAUCUGGCUCGGCAAGGGGAUGGCAACGAGGGCAGCAGCGCGGGAAGUUGUUCCUGUAGUACAACAUAUUCUUCCGGAUCCCCUCCAAGGGCCCAUAUUAUGGAACAUCUACAAAAACAACUGAAAAGUUAUGAGCGCUGUCCUUUCUUCAUCAGGUUCCACCUACCUCAGCGGACUGUAUGUGGGGGCAGCAAAGACGAAUGGGUGAUUAAAUUGGUGAGCUGCUUUGAUCACAAAGAAUGUGGACGUGCUAACUCCAAGGGAAUGGUGCACCAAGAGCAAUUACCUUCCCCCAGCACCCAUGCUCCUAAGCCCACUGAAAGGGCACCUUCAGACAUGGGCACCUCUGCCCAGCCGUACCUGCCACCCAUCCUGCUGCAGUAUACCCAGCAGCCCACCCUUCCAGCGGGAGUACUGCCCUUGAACAAAAACCUCACCCACGCCAAUGAAACCACUAUUUCCUCUGUGGGCCACAAUCUGGAGGCUGGUCAUGAGGCUGGAGCAAACCAGAAGCAGCUAAAAGAAAACGUGGGUCCUACAGCUCAGACAUCAGCUAUGGUACCAGUGCUGUCCCUCUUGGGCAUUGUCUUCCUCCUCACUGGAGUGCUCCUGUUUGUGCUGUGCAAGAGAAGGAAGCAGUCACUGCAGCGCUUUCCAGAUUUGCGGCUUCAUUAUACACCAAUGGCAACAGACUCCAACGCUUGAGCUAAGAAUGGAAGCUUGUGAGGGUAGAGGUUGUGACUUAUUCACCUGUGUACAUUUAAUACACUCACAUAAUCUCUGGUACACGGUAGACAUUCAUACGUAUGUUUUCUCUAUGCUACAAAACUCACCCUUUUCACUGCAUAAAAUAUUUGUUACAGAGGAUGAAAUCUUGGACAAAUUAUGUGUUUUUUUACUAAAAAUUAUUUUUAUAAUUAUGACUCUUCUCUCUGCAUAUAUUGACCUCAUGCCCUUGUCCCCUUGAUUCCUGGCUUCAGCUCCUCCGCUGACCAUCCCGUUCUGCCCACCCCCACUCCAAGUCUCUCUUCACACUACACCAGCUGUUCCUCCCCACCUUCAGCCUUCUUCUGCUUCCUCCCGCCACAAUGAAGGCCUGGACUUUCCGACCCUCCCUCAGCGGCCGCCGUACAGGCUAGUUUUACUUCUUUAAUCCUUUGCAUCCCCCACAUAUGCCUCAGUAAAAGUCUGAGCUCCUUGUUUUUAUUAU
Messenger RNA from Rhinolophus ferrumequinum (greater horseshoe bat), 1753 nucleotides. RefSeq names its product C-X-C motif chemokine ligand 16 (gene CXCL16). The record is from RefSeq and is a predicted model, not a curated record. The transcript has 5 exons. Bases 490 to 1248 code for a protein of 252 amino acids. Gene Ontology annotation, molecular function: chemokine activity; low-density lipoprotein particle receptor activity; scavenger receptor activity. Gene Ontology annotation, biological process: positive regulation of cell growth; response to tumor necrosis factor; receptor-mediated endocytosis. Lineage: Eukaryota; Metazoa; Chordata; Mammalia; Chiroptera; Rhinolophidae.